AUGCCUGCCUUUCUAGAGACACGGUGCUUAAAAUUUCACUUCACUCUAAGCGAGGAAGAACUGUCUCAUUACUUUGGAACCACAUUAUUGAAACAAGUUCCAGAUUAUGACUUCAUACCUGUGCAGUCAAUUCAGGAACAGGGGACAAGGACGGAGUCUCGAAACAUCACGCUGAAAGCGUUCGGUCAAGAGUAUCAACUGUACCUAACAGAGAACAGGAAUCUCAUAUCACCCGAUUGUUUAGUUAACCAAAUAUACUCAAAUGGAAGUAAGGAGAGUGUCCCAUGUACCGUUGGGGGAGAAAAUUGUCACUACAUUGGACGUUCGGAGUCUCAUCCAGGUUCUGUUGUCGCCGUCAGUGUCUGCGAUGGAUUGCAUGGCGUUAUAAGUACACCAGACCACGAUUUAUACAUUCAACCUUUGCUGAGUACCCACAAAAGUCGUGUUUCAGGUGAAGAUGAUCACUUGGUGGUGAGGCGCUCAAUACAGCGAGGGAACGAUUUUUCGGAUGAAGACAAAUUGAUCGUAAAGCGAUCCCCAAGACGAUAUUUGGAAACUAAAGUUGUGGUUGCGCAUGAUAGUCAGCUUUUCCAUGGCAGCGACACGACAAGAUUUGUAACAACGAUAAUGAACAUGGCAGCAAGGAUUUUUUUGGAUCCUUCACUGGGCGAUAGUAAACUCUAUGUAGCCCUGGUGGAUAUCACGAUUUUAAAGGAAGAUAUGUCUGACCUAAAGAUCGUAGCAGACUCCGGGGACCUCUUGGAAACAUUUUGCCAGUGGCAGAAAAAUCACGAACCAAAUGACGAAUCUGAUUCUAAAUACCCAGACGUGUCCAUUCUUAUCACAAAGAAGGACCUUGAGAAAAAUGGAGAUAAAAUGAAUGUCGGUCUGGGUACUAUGGGUGGAGUAUGUUACACUGAUAGAAAAUGCACUGUGAAUCAGGACUCGGGUUUAGACACAGCAUCCACUAUUGUACACGAACUUGGACAUGCAUUAGGAAUGAAACACGAUGGUGAUGGGAAUCAGUGUCCUCGAAAUAAGUACAUUAUGUCUCCAUAUGGUUCUACGAGUUCCGAUACUGCAAAAUGGUCGUCAUGUAGCGCUCAGUAUCUAAGAAACUACCUAAGUGGAGUGAGGUGUCUAUCAGAUAUACCCAGUCGAUCAUCUGUAAAACUCUAUGACAAUAUUGAAGAAAAACCUGGAAUCAAAUAUUCAGCCGAUGUACAGUGUACAAUGUUCUUUGGUGGAAUAACAAAGUCAUGUGUGAGAAGAACACAUCCUUGCCGUGCAGACUGCAUCAGUCCUGACACGCAGCAGUGUAUAAUCGUCGCGAGUUCCUUUGUUGACGGAACAGAAUGCGGAGGGAGAAAUUGGUGUAUAAAUGGCCAUUGUGUGGCAAUGGGUCAGGGUGCCCCAAAGCCGGUAGAUGGCGGGUGGUCGUCCUGGGACUCCCAGUGGUCUGGUUGCUCUAGAAGCUGUGGAGGUGGAGUUACACUAAAGAAAAGAACCUGCACCAAUCCGGAACCAAGAUUUGGUGGUCGUGAAUGUUCAGGAAAAUCAUACCAAGCAAAACUCUGCAACCUUCAGCCCUGUGUGACCAGCCAACAUCAAUUUUUCGAGGAACAAUGUUCUGCAACAAACAAAAAUCCAGUUCAUGGACAACAAUACAAGUUUGUACCGUUUACAGAAAGUGAAUCAGAUUGCAAACUGACAUGCAGAGCUUUGAACGACAACCUGAUAUACACACGCGCAGAAGCUGUAGCAGAUGGAUCAGUGUGUCACAUGGCAUCUGCAGCCUUCGAGUCAAGAUGUGUAAAAGGGGUUUGCGAGGGUUUUGGUUGUGACGGCAUUUUAGGAUCUCGAGCAAAGUUCGAUAACUGUGGAGUUUGUAAUGGUGCGGGAAAUGCAUGCACGGCCCAUUCAGGAAAAUACACAGAAAAUCAUCCGGGCGGGUAUCACACAGUAUUGACAAUACCCGUAGGAAGUACUGGCAUAAAAGUGGAAAACAAGAAUGGCUACAACUUUAUGGGAUUAAAAAUCAAUGGACGAGGUAUAUUUGGACAGAACAAGAACAAAGCGCUAUCUGGUACUUACGGAGGAUCAAGGGUGGUCAUCGAAUACCGUGCAACUCCCGAAAAAAUAGAAAUUGUUGGCCCUACCACUGCAAACGUGGAGAUCGAAGUUUAUCAGAAAUUCGACGCCUCACAGUAUGUGGGUGUAGCUCCAGACAUCACGUAUACCUAUCAUACCCCGACUGGUGGUUCCUCAGGUCAUGCAAACUUCAAAUGGCACGUCAUCACGGGGCAAUGCAGUGCCUCAUGUGGAACAGGGACACAGCUGAGGACUGCGAAAUGCGUCAGAAUCAGCGACAAUAGAAAUGUGGAAGACUACAACUGUGAUGUAUUUCAAAAGCCCUCGGAAACAUCCGUCUUCUGCAACAUCCAGGCAUGCCCCCCAGAAUGGCAUGCAUUUUCAUGGGGACAGUGCAGCAAAGAGUGUGGAAAUGGAACCCAUACAAGAAGGGUACAGUGUGUAACUAUACAACGAAACAAAUUCACCGCGGUAUCAGAAAGUCGGUGUAACGCCGCGAGGAAACCCAGAACUAGCGGGUUAUGCAACACACAGUCGUGUGAAGUUACAGGUGUUUGCUCGGAUAAAGUGGACUGUCGUGCCUAUGGAAAUCAGGUGUGCUCAAAAUAUCCAGAGUGGUCCAAGCUGAAUUGUGUUAAACAUUGUAACUUGUGUCCCGAAGCAAAACCAUGCGAGGACCUUGAAGAUUGCCCAGCAUAUGGAACCAAUGUCUGUGCGGAGUACAAAGACUGGGCUCAGAUCAACUGCAGAAAACACUGUGGCUUCUGUACUUCCGGUGGCUCCACUGUAGUGGGAAUUGGAGGGAGCUGCUCAGAUAAGGUAAAUUGUGCUGAGUAUGAAGAUGAUAUCUGCACGAAUCCUCAAUUUGCAAAAUGGUCCCGAGAGCAUUGUCCUAAUUGGUGCAAUUUAUGUGAAAACACUUCACCUGGAACUGGCAAUACAGACGCACAGGCGAAUAAUGAUCCUUGUCGAGACAAAGUUAAGUGCAAUGAAUAUGGUGAUGACGUAUGCACAGCGUAUGGACCGUGGGCACAUAAGAACUGCGCACGUCACUGCAAGUUUUGCCAACCUUGUACAGAUAAACUGUUAGACUGUGCUGAUUAUGGAAAGAGUUCGUGUACUGGAAAUUAUGAAAACUGGGCAAAACAAAAUUGUAAACUGUACUGUAACUACUGUGAUGCUGUGAAUGUGAACACAAGCUCUGGUACAUCGCACCAGGGAAGUUCAAAUCAAGCAAGCAGUGGCAGUAGCAACAAUGUCCAAUCAUCGUCUUCUAACAUUGCGAGUAGCGACCCCUGUCGGGAUGUAGAGAAGUGUAACGAAUAUGGUGAUGAUGUUUGCAUUGAGUAUGAGCCAUGGGCAAGGAGAAACUGUGCGCGCCACUGUAAAUUUUGUGAACCAUGUAAAGACGCAAUAUCGGACUGUGCAGCGUAUGGGAAAAGUUCUUGUACAGGUGUUUACGAAUCUUGGGCGAGAAAGAACUGCAAACUGUAUUGUAACUAUUGUGGAGGUGGUUCCAAAUCCGACACCCAUAAAACUACAGAAAUAGUAUCAACCACUGCUCCAACAACGCCUGCUUCUGUUGAAACUACUAUUUUGGUCAGCAGCGACCCUUGCAGGGACCUUGUGAGGUGCGAGGAGUACGGAAAUGACGUAUGUACUGGGUACGCAGCCUGGUCCCAAAAAAAUUGUCGCCGUCAUUGCAAAAUCUGCCAACCAUGCAAAGAUGCAAUAGAGGAUUGUGCAGAUUAUGGCAGACAAGCAUGCACCGGUGGCUAUAUUCCUUGGGCAAAAAAGAAUUGUCGACUCUAUUGUAACCUAUGUGGCACAGAUAGCACAACAACCACUUCUACCACCACCACCACCACCACCACCACUACUACUACAACCACCACAACACCGCCACCAACAACUGUGAUAGUUAGCAGUGAUCACUGCCGUGACAAAAUCAACGACUGUGACGAAUACGGCGAUGACGUAUGCACUGCUUACACUCCGUGGGCAAAAAUUAAUUGCAGACGACAUUGCAAAUUCUGUCAGCCUUGUAGCGACAAGUUGUCAGAUUGUGCAAGCUACGGACGAAGUGCUUGCAGGGGACGCUACGCAAGCUGGGCAAAGAUAAACUGUCAGCUGUACUGUAACUUGUGCGAGUCUAGGACUAAACGUUCUGCUUGGCAUAUUCAAGCACCAGAGAAAGUUGAUGAUAUUGAUCAUUUGGAAACAGAUUUGAUAAAUAUGAAAGGCAACAAUGAAAUACUUCUGGUUCCCAGUAAAAAUCCUAACAGUUCUGAAGUAAGAUUACCGGCACCAGAAUCUCAGAAUUCGGUUCCGUCCAAAGUUCAUCUCGUUCCUGAGAUUGUUAACAAGAAUUCUGUUGGGGAGGUUCCAAACGAGGGUGGAGGAGUCCCUCUCCGUCCAGUAGAGGAAUAUUCGGAGGGUCGUUUACCCUCAGGAGGAAACAGUCUAGAUAUGAACGAAAAUAUCCCACCGGAAAAAUUGAACUCGAAGGGAGAAAUUGUGAUCAACGAAGUCCAAAAACUUGAAAAUGUGGUGGAAGAAAGCGUCAAAAUGUAAAUCCGUAAUAACACAUGAAUCUCUGUUUUGAGAAAAUUAAAACUUUUUUUUCGUUUUUGUAAAAAGAUGUUAUUUAUGUCAGAAUUAUAGUAGUAAAUUUA
Molecule: messenger RNA, 4766 nt
Organism: Saccostrea echinata
Lineage: Eukaryota; Metazoa; Mollusca; Bivalvia; Ostreida; Ostreidae
Product: A disintegrin and metalloproteinase with thrombospondin motifs 16-like
Exons: 34
Coding region: 1-4665 (1554 amino acids)
Biological process (GO): extracellular matrix organization; proteolysis
Cellular component (GO): extracellular matrix
Molecular function (GO): metalloendopeptidase activity
Source: RefSeq, a predicted model, not a curated record